AUGCGUUUCCUUCAAACCUUGACGGCCUCGUUGCUGCUCACUGGCAGCUCACUAUGCGCCGGAGCUACUGGGACCGCCCAAAAGGGUCACCAUGGCGCAAUUGCUCCCAAGGUGUUCAUUGUGUCAAUGUUCGCACCUGAAGCUGAAGCUUGGUGGAACAUCCCCGAAUUCGACUUGCUUGCCCACAAUAUCACCAUCCCCGGUCUCUCGCCUCUGUUCCCGGACGUCUACUGUACCGAGAACUACGAUGUUUGCCAGCUUGUCACCGGAGAAGGCGAGAUCAAUGCUGCUGCUACUGUCACCUCCGUUGCUUUCUCCCCGCUGUUCGAUCUCACCCAAACCUACUUCUUUGUCGCGGGCAUUGCUGGCAUCAACCCCAUGAAAGCCACUACUGCAUCCGCUACCUUUGCUCGGUACGCGAUCCAGGUCGCGCUGCAGUAUGAAAUUGAUCUCCGCGAGCUUCCCAGCAACUUUUCCACCGGAUAUAUUGCGCAAGGUACCGAAUUCCCAGGCCAGUACCCGACCAGCAUCUACGGCACAGAGGUCUUCGAGCUGAAUGCCGACCUUCGCACAAUUGCCGCCGAUUUCGCGCGCAAGGCAAACCUUUCCGACUCUGCCACUGCCCAGGCUUACCGCGCCCGCUACAAGACUCCCAGUGGGAAAUACAAGGCUGCUACCCUGCCCCCCUACGGCAAUAUCCUCGGCUCGGUGUUUGAAAACACCACCAAGGUGUUGACUAAUGGGACGGGCAACUAUUGCGCAACUGCACAGGAGGACAACGCCACCUUCGAGGUCUUGCUCCGAUCCUCCAUCCACAAGUUGACUGAUUUCUCCCGCAUUAUCGUCAUGCGCACUGCGUCGGACUUCGAACGGCCCUACCCCGGUGCACCGGCAACCUACAAUCUGUUCCAAUCCUCGGAGCAGGGCGCAUUCGAGCCGGCUAUUGAGAAUCUUUAUGUUGCUGGUAUCAAGGUUGUGGAAGGUAUUCUGGACGGCUGGGAUGCUACCUUUGCUGCUGGUGUCAAGGCCAACAACUACAUUGGUGAUAUCUUCGGUUCUCUUGGUGGUGUUCCAGACUUUGGUCCUGGACGCAAGCAGGCUCUUAUCGGUGGCGGCGCUUACAGAAAGCGCAGCCUUCAAAACAACUUCAAGCGUCGCGUUUAA
Molecule: messenger RNA, 1164 nt
Organism: Penicillium mononematosum
Lineage: Eukaryota; Fungi; Ascomycota; Eurotiomycetes; Eurotiales; Aspergillaceae
Product: purine-nucleoside phosphorylase
Exons: 3
Coding region: 1-1164 (387 amino acids)
Biological process (GO): transmembrane transport
Cellular component (GO): endoplasmic reticulum
Source: RefSeq, a predicted model, not a curated record